ACAGAUUUAAGUAUUUUCACAUCACUAGCGUAGUUUUCUAAAUUGUCAGAGGGAUACUACCACUGUUUCUACAUUAUUUCAAUAAUACCACACUUCUUAUUCGGCGGAGAAAAUGUCGAGGCUGCAGGGGAAGGUAGUUGUCUGGAGACCGUUGAGGCAGGCAAGCCACUAUUAGUGGUGUUCAAUGACAAACUUAUGGACAUUCACCAGCUAGAGCUGGCCAGACAGCUACACCAAUAGCUACUGUACUUCACUGCCAGCAAUCUCACUGAGACCUUGAGGACGAUGGACCUUUCGGUUCUCUCACCCUUCAUACCUAGACAACCAAAUAAUUUUGCCACUUUCCUGGACAAGGCCCUUGGUGUUCAAUGAUUCCAGCGCAGGGAAAUAUCUGAGGUCGACUCUGUGUUCUUUUAUGGUCUCUGGAGAUGUUUUCACUCUGAAACUCUCCUCAUCUUUGAGAUGAACUGGCGGUGGGGUUGAACAGAGGGAAGCCUGGGCCCCAGGUUCUCCUAUCAGCAUGCAGAGCAAACGCCAGAAUGCGACGUCAGUCUAUGCAAGACUUUAAGAUUAAGAGUUUGUUGAAAGGUCUGGCCAUGUUCUAUUUCAUCUAGUUGAAGACAGGCUGAUUAGGCAUUAGAUGCUGACUUUUUAAUGUUGGAAGGGGUAUGUUUUCAACUUCAAAUGAUAGGAAAGACACUCUCGGAUGUAGAUACAGGGUAUUGUAACUCUAAUUUCUAUGAUUUGUUAUGAACAGAACAACUUAAAAAUAUGUAUAAUUUGAUGUGCUGUUUGGUGUGCUGUUCAUAUAUGCUGUUGUCUCGAUUAUACUGUUGUUGUUUGAAGUGUAAUUAAGCUUCUCCUUCACUCCUCGUGACACUGGUCAGCACACUGUAAUAAGGCUGGCAUAGACAGCAGUGGGGUUGCACUCUGACAUGAAAACAAACACCACAUCCUGUUCAGAUGGAGAUUAGCACAGAUGGAGAAAGCAGCCUCCAAAAUUAUAGGAUCAAAGUUGUGAAGCCAACCAGAGAAGAGGGCACUCCUGUGAAAUCACAAUUCAUAUUAUGACUUCAUAACCAUGUUUCCAAUGAUUCCAAUCCAUGGAAUGUUUCUCAAAAAGCUUUCGUGACUUUAGGCUUCUCAUUAUCGCAAGUGACUCCGGUUCCUCAGCUUCCUGAGUGAUGUUCAUCUGUAUUAAACAUGGAGACAAUGAGCAGUUUCUGGCCAACACCAACUGCCCCGUGGUUCUCCUGCUGCAGUACAUGAGAGCUAAGAUGGGCCUGCCGGAGACAGAGCUGGUGGAUCUGUGUGAUGACCGUGGGGCUCUGAAGCUUCUCUUUCUGUCCCAGCAGCCUCAGGAGUGUGCCAGCCGACUACUUCCUCCCCGCUGCUCCCUCACAUUCUGCAUUGUUAAUCGAAACCCAAAGGAUGGUGCCUAUAUUUCUAUCACCCCCUUAGUGGCCAACCCAGACCCUGCAUUUCUGGAGACUCUGCAGACUCAGACUGACAGCCUGGAGAGGGCUCGUCUCAGACAGCUCCGCUCUCAGGAGGACCGCAGAGCCACGGAGGCGCCCUCUCAGACCCAACCCACACAAACCGCUAAGGGCCGGGGCCGUGCGGUACAUAUGGACACCCCUGAUGAUGAACCCUCCAAUCGCCGAACUGGAGGCAGGAGGAGCAGGAACUGAAAGAACCUAUCAAUUUUACAAUAAUUGGUGUGCAUAUAAAUUUUGAAAUGUAAUAAAGUGGACACUGAAUCUAUCUAAGUCUACGCCAGCCAAUGGUCAUUAGUGUUGAAUAAUACGGUGAUCAAAAUAGAAAUAUGACUAGAUCUAAAUAGAAAUCUGUUAUACAAUCGCUACGCUCCCAUGUCUAAUACGCUUUAUGUUCUGAAAGGAAGAUAGUUUUAACAUGGUCCCUUGAAGUUAAGCGAUAGAUGAUGUCACCUUCUGCUUCUGUGAUUGGUGGGUAUGAAUACCUGUUCCUUACCAAGCUUUACCAGUUGGGAUAAUUGGAUGGAAAUGACUGAAUUGGGAUAAAUAUAUUUAGAAAGGGUGCGAAAUCGUGACUGAAGCUCUGACAUCAGUGUUUAUUUUCCAAGAGUAAGAGUUAUGUUAUGUGUAUUUUAAUCUUGCUUUGCUCAACAGGUGUUGAGGUGUUGUUGCAAUAAUUAUGUGUCUUGCAAUAUGUUCAACAUGCACAAUUUACUUUUGAAGGCUUUAUCAGAAUUUAAUUUAUCUUGAAAUUAAUUUCCCUUGACCAGUGAGGGAUCUUAAUUUAGAGGUGGUAUUUUUGGGCUAUCUGCCAGAGGGACUGAAUGAGGGGUGUGACAGUGUGCCAUUCUCUUUUCUGAAGGUUUAUUUAGCCACCUCUGGUGGGUGGCCUGGCACUUUGAAACAGGACGUUGUGGGUUAAAUGCCAGCAGGUGGUUCCUCCCAGUGUUUGUGGUGUACCAUCUUCUAAAUUAUGUACAAAGCCUGGGUCAGAUGGUUUUAAUACCAGAUAACUUCCCUUCCUAGAAUCACUGGAUUAUUUUCUUAAUGUAUGUCUGUGGAAGGCCUAAUAACGUUUGAGGAACAAAGGCCUUCGGGAUUUUGUGAUGAAGUUCCAUUUGAAGUUUAGUUUUCAUUUCAUUUCAACUGGUUUUUACCCAAACUGAAACAAGUACUGUACUUGUUUGGUCCUUUCCAAAGUGAUUACCUCAAGAAAAGGAAGAAGGAGGCAUGUUAUAAGUAUUUGAAUAGGGCCACUGUCAGGCCAUACAGCUGUGUCUUGCAGAUGGCCUAACCACUUGCUAAAUACUGUGGACAAA
This is a messenger RNA of Oncorhynchus gorbuscha (pink salmon), 2815 nucleotides long. RefSeq names its product linkage group 13 CXorf65 homolog (gene lg13hxorf65). The record is from RefSeq and is a predicted model, not a curated record. Lineage: Eukaryota; Metazoa; Chordata; Actinopteri; Salmoniformes; Salmonidae. Bases 1185 to 1691 code for a protein of 168 amino acids. The transcript has 8 exons.